This is a messenger RNA of Balaenoptera acutorostrata (minke whale), 1730 nucleotides long. RefSeq names its product zinc finger protein 705A-like. The transcript has 6 exons. Gene Ontology annotation, biological process: regulation of transcription by RNA polymerase II. Gene Ontology annotation, cellular component: transcription regulator complex; PcG protein complex. Gene Ontology annotation, molecular function: RNA polymerase II cis-regulatory region sequence-specific DNA binding; DNA-binding transcription factor activity, RNA polymerase II-specific. Bases 181 to 1218 code for a protein of 345 amino acids. Lineage: Eukaryota; Metazoa; Chordata; Mammalia; Artiodactyla; Balaenopteridae. The record is from RefSeq and is a predicted model, not a curated record.
GAAGCUGGACAGUUUGGGGCUUUGGAGGAAGAGAAAUUGGCUGCUUGCUCUGGUACUUGCCUCAGAAUCCAUUUGGCUUCACCAGCUCCUCCAAUUUGGGGUUUUGAUUUGCCUGCUCAGUGCUUGGAUUGUCUGUGAGUGAAAUCCCGAGAAAGACUCCUGGCGACUGAGUUGUUGACAAUGGAGCCUCUGGAAUCAGUGACGUUUGAAGAUGUAGCAAUCAACUUCACCCAGGAAGAGUGGGCCCUGCUGGACACAUCCCAGAGAAACCUGUUCAGAAAUGUGAUGCUGGAGAACAUCAGUCAUUUGGUCUCCGUAGGGUAUCAGAUCAGCAAAUCAGAUGUGAUUUCCCAGCUCGAACAAGGAAAAGAGCUGUGGAGUGAAGCAACAGGAUGCCUCCAAGGCCAGAGUCCAGGCAGUGAAAGUCCACUUAGACAACAAGAAAUGAUAUUCAUGCAACAAGUCUACAGGAAGCACAUAUCUCUCACCAUGCCAAUGGUUUCUCACACACAAGGGGAUCCUGUUGGAUGGACUGAUUUGAGUGAUGAAUUUACUCCUAGAUCUUCACCUCAACAUUCACCAAUUCCCUUAAGAAGGAAAAGUACUGUCAGCAAACAGUGUGGAAAAUCACUUAGUCAAGGGUCAUUCCUUGACGGACAGGAUCACAUUCACACUAGAGCUAAAUCGUAUGAAUGUCCUCUAUGUGGGAAAGUCUUUAGUAGAUGCUCUACACUCAGCAGACACAAGAGGAUUCACACUGGAGAGAAACCAUAUAAAUGUCAUCUAUGUGGGAAAGUCUUCAAUCAAAGUUCCUCCUUGAAACAACAUGAGAAAACUCACACAGGAGAGAAGUGCUAUGAAUGUCAUCAGUGUGGGAAAGCCUUUCUUCAAAGCUCUGGCCUUAGUUCACACAAGAAAAUCCACACUGGAGAGAAACCACACAUAUGUCUUGAGUGUGGGAAGGCCUUCAGUCACAGUUCAGGGCUUAGUUCACACAUGAGAAUCCACACUGGAGAGAAACCACAUCUAUGCCUUCUGUGUGGGAAGGCCUUCAGUGAACAUGCUAAACUGAGAGAACAUGAGAGAACCCACACUGGAGAGAGGCCCUAUGAAUGUCAGCAGUGUGGGAAAUGCUUCAGUCGAGGCUCUUCCCUUAGACGACAUGAGGCAACUCAGCACUGGAGAGAUAGUCAGGAGGGCCCUCAGGAGACGUCCUGACCUGAGAUGACAUGGCGUCAUACGUGUGAGGAAUAUGGAUGGAACACCAGCAUAGCUUUAGCAUUUAACCACACCAAGGUUCACACCCACUAAAGAAACUCUGUCUGUAAUCAAUAUGGACGCUCCUUCAGGCAUCACACUGCUCAGUCCCGAAAGGCAGCACCUGUGGACGUGGAUCCAUAUGUGCCCCGUCUCUGUGGCAAAGCCUUUAGUCAUUGGCCUGACCUCAGGUAACUUAGCAGAACUCAUUCUGUAAAUACAAUAUGGGUGUUUUUAGCAACAGCUCCCAACUCUAAAGACCCUAGAGGACUUGAGCAGAGGAUAACCAACCCCUAGUUCUUCUUUGAUAAUUAUUGUUCAACACGAGCCAACUCCAGGUAGAGAACCACUAAGACUGUAAUGACUGUUAACAAACAUUCAGCUGAUCACCAGGCUUGAUGUGAAUGAGAAACUCAGUGAAAAAAAUAAACACUAAAACAAGAACAAAGAUGUAAACUCUUGAGAAAUACCCA